AUGACUUUAAUGGAGAACAUCUCAGAAGUGACUGAAUUCAUUCUUGUGGGGUUAACAGAUGCCCCAGAGUUGCAGAUCCCUUUAUUUAUAAUCUUCACUGUCAUUUACUUCAUUACUCUGGUUGGAAACAUGGGGAUGAUAGUGUUGAUUCUGUCAGACUCACGUCUCCACACUCCCAUGUACUUUUUCCUUAGUAACCUUUCCCUAGUGGACUGUGUUUAUGCCUCAGCAGUCACUCCCAAGGUGAUGAUGGGGUUUCUCACAGGAGAUAAGGUCAUCGCCUACAAUGCAUGUGCUGCCCAGAUGUUCUUCUUUGCAGCCUUUGCCACGGUUGAAAGUUUCCUCCUGGCUUCAAUGGCCUUUGACCGCCAUGCAGCAGUGUGUAAGCCCCUGCAUUAUACCACCACAAUGACAAGUACUGUGUGUGCUCUGCUGGUCAGUGGCUCAUACAUCUGUGGACUCUUGCAAUCUUCCAUCCAUGUUGCGUUCACUUUCCACCUCUCCUUCUGUCAUUCCAAUGUGGUUAAUCACUUUUUCUGCGAUAUCCCCCCACUACUGAGUCUCUCUUGUUCUGAUACCUAUACAAAUGAGAUUGUGCUCUUCGCCUUGGCAGCGUUCAAUGUCUUUUGUACUCUUGUGGUUAUCUUGAACUCUUAUCUGUUCAUUUUCAUUGCUAUCCUGAGAAUGCGCUCAGCUGAGGGACGAGAGAAGGCCUUUUCUACCUGUGCUUCCCACCUUGCCGCUGUUUCUAUCUUCUAUGGGACAAUCAUUUUCAUGUACUUACAGCCAAAUUCCAGUCACUCCAUGGACACAGACAAAAUGGCAUCUGUGUUUUAUACUAUGGUCAUCCCCAUGCUGAACCCUUUGGUCUACAGCCUGAGAAACAAGGAUGUCAAGAGUGCCUUCAAGAAGGUUGCUGAAAAAGUCAAGUCUUCAUUGGGUUUAACCUAUUAA
Messenger RNA from Chrysochloris asiatica (Cape golden mole), 954 nucleotides. RefSeq names its product olfactory receptor 5B12-like. Gene Ontology annotation, biological process: sensory perception of smell; G protein-coupled receptor signaling pathway. NCBI's taxonomy places the organism in Eukaryota, Metazoa, Chordata, Mammalia, Afrosoricida, Chrysochloridae. The coding region runs from base 1 to 954 and encodes 317 amino acids. Gene Ontology annotation, molecular function: G protein-coupled receptor activity; olfactory receptor activity; odorant binding. Gene Ontology annotation, cellular component: membrane. The transcript has a single exon. The record is from RefSeq and is a predicted model, not a curated record.